GCGCUCUCCCCGGUCUCAGUUCCCAGCAGCUGACAUUCGGAGGCGCUGCCUGGACUGCGGAGGCACAGCGUAGCCGCCAGGGCUACCACUGAGGCCCUCCACCUCCUCCAUGAGCCGCCUAAUCCUCUUUCACAGGCAUCCACGUUGGUGGCCCUUCCUGCCUCUUGUUGGAGAAGAUCCAUCGUUUUAACGAUGCGCCGCUGGGUGAAGGAGAACUCCCUUUCGUCCCUCCCGAAUCUCCCAGCGUUCAGCGCUGCUGGGCGGCCCCCGAGUUCGAGGGUUACUGGGGCUAUUAUUUCAGGGCAUAAAAAAGGGGGCGGGACGACGGAGGGUCCCGCUGAUCGGCCCCUUCCGCGUGCUUGCGGGUUUAAGAGCUUUUGUUUAUCUCCGGCUCUCCAUCGGCGCGGCGGGCAGUGCCGCGGUUCGCAGGGUCGGCCGCUGUUAAGCCAUUUUCGCCUGAGGCAGAGGAUUCCGCCAGCGCAGCGGCUGGGCCCGGCGUGGGGCAAGAGUCUGCGUGCCGCUCUUCCCUUUUUGUCUCUCUGCGGUCGCUUGUACCAUAGAGGUGCGGAGAACGUUCUCUUGAUCGGAAGUUGAAGUCGUGUGCCUCUCUAGCCAUCUGUGGGAAAGAGCGGCGGGAAUGACGUUACCGGAGGACUGCAAGUAUGCGGGACCGGGGCGGCGGCGGCGGCUCCUUGGGUCCCCGGCCGGAGUCGCGGCGGCGGCGGCGGCGCAGUGCGGGCGUCGAGAGCCAGGAGCUUCCAAGGGCAGGCGACUCCGUUUCCAAGUCGAAGCACAGACAGGAACAUGAGGAUGAGGAAGAUUGCAAGGCGCUUCCCAGAAAGAAGCAGAAAGUCCCUGGGAAACCGCAGCACAUGGGGAUACAGCAUCAUCUCAAACCCAAAUACGUCCAUAGAAAAAGGGAUCCACCAGCAUAUGCAGCAGGCAGCCCAGAAGAACAAUGGUACUUGGAAAUCCUGGACAGAGGCCGUGUUACUUGCCCAACCUGCAGAGCCGUAGUGAGGAAGACUGUGGAGGGACUGAAGAAGCACAUGGCAAACUGCCAGCAGGAGAUGUUCACAUGUCACCACUGUGGGAAACAGCUACGGUCUCUUGCAGGAAUGAAGUACCACACCAUGGCAGACCACAACAGCCUGCCGUUUGGGAAGGAGGUGAGCCAGCAGGGUGAGCAGAGCGAGAGAGGCCACUUGCGGAGGGUGCUGAAGCGGAUGGGGAAGCUCAAGUGCACAAGGCAGGGCUGUGGAGGCAGCUUCACCAGCAUCAUGGGGUACCUGUACCACACACAGAAGUGUGGGAAGGCAGCUGGUGAGCUGGAGGAGAUGGCUCUGAAGUGCCACCACUGCGGCAAAGCAUACCAGUCCAAGGCGGGCCUCGCUUACCACUUGAAGUCUGAACACGGCCCGGUGCUGCUCUUUUGUGAAGAUGGCCAGCCAACCCACAGGAAGGAGGCAAACGCAGAGCCAAGCAGUGGAGGCCGCCGCGUUCAGAGGAAGUCUGCCAAGGUGGCUGCCUACUACCUGCACGAGCUGGCCAACGAGGAACUGGUCAAGGAGUGGCCCAAGAGGAAGGUCUUGCAGGAUCUCGUUCCCGAUGACCGGAAGCUGAAGUACACUCGACCAGGGCUGCCUACCAUUCGCCAGGAGGUCCUGUGCAAGUGGAGGUCAGACAUAAAGCUGUACCGACGUGUCCACUGCCCAAACCAGGGCUGUGAGUGUGUCUACAGCAGCAUCUCGGGCCUCAAGUCCCACCUGGGCAGCUGCACGUGGGGUGAGUUUGUCGCUGGGAAAUACCGGUGCCUGCUGUGCGAGAAGGAGUUUGCGUCUGAAAGUGGCGUCAAGUACCACAUUAACAGCGUGCAUGCGGAGGACUGGUUUGAUGUCAACUCAGCCACCACCCAGAGCUUUGGAAAGCUGCUGAAGCUGCAGCCGAAGGAUGAAGACCAGAAGAGGCGGCAGCCCAAGAAGCCCCUGUCAGACGGGAGCCGCAAGAGGAGGCAGAGGGCAGGGGCCUCUCCCAAGAAGGCCUCACCCAGGCUGGGAGCAGCAGAGUGCCUCAAGGCUGGCUGCCCUCAGCUGGCAAGCGGGGGGAGUGAGGAGGACCCGGGCCCUCCCCCUCUGAAACUCGCCCACCGAAGGGGGAGGAAAUGGCUGCUGCAACAGAGCGCAUCCUGUCUCUAGGGAGCCUAUAGUGACGGGAAGCAAGUUCCUGCCGGCCCUCUCCCUUGCCCCCGGUCUCUGAGCCACUCCUGGCUCCAUUCCUUGUGCAUAAAAAAAAGGGGGUAAACCCUGAAUGCCUAAGGAGGGAGUUUCAGUGUAUUUAUUGUAUAAAUUCUUUGAAGAAAUAGCUUAUAGUAUAAAAUGCCCAACGCGUUUCAGCCCAUCAAGGGCUUUCAUCAGGGGCUGCAAUCCAACAGAAAAACAUCAUCAGGACAGACAUAUAUUACAUAGAUUGUAACUAUUGAAAUCCUUUACAUGAUAUUAUUAAAACUCAUAUUUUAC
Rhineura floridana is the source of this 2516-nucleotide messenger RNA. It is a transcript of the gene ZNF512, whose product is annotated as zinc finger protein 512. The transcript has 13 exons. Bases 663 to 2195 code for a protein of 510 amino acids. The record is from RefSeq and is a predicted model, not a curated record. Gene Ontology annotation, molecular function: zinc ion binding. Lineage: Eukaryota; Metazoa; Chordata; Lepidosauria; Squamata; Rhineuridae.